UCAUGUAUUUCAUAUUGGUAAUCAAUACUAGUUAUUAUAUGUCAUUGCGUUUAAUGUAUACCUGGAAUAUCGGAUUGUUUAGAUACACUAUGGCACUUACACGAGUUUUUGGUGUUGUGAAGGUUGUUUUGGCAAAGAUUUGGCUGUUGUUUGCUUACGGAGUGGCGGCGGAGGCAGUGGAGGUAGCAGCGGAGGCCGAGGACCUUGUGGGAGAGGGCUAUUACAGAAAGUUUCCUGGCCAGGUAACACAAAUGUUGACGAACUCAUGUUUCUUCCAGGCGUACUAUGAAGAUAAUCCGUCGGAAAUAUUUGUCGCUCCUCAAUGCAACACAACAAAUCCAGAUAUCAAGACGGAUCAAGAACCUAUAUUAUAAGUGGAACUUGUCUUCUUCUGCUUUGGACGACAGCGAAAAUUUGAACCUCGAAACUCUGGGCAUAAUUUAUAUUCCUAAUUGGACGUUUAAAACACAGAAUAGAACUUUAUUGAAGGAUCUCAGAUUACAAAAUAUCGUUUUGCAAUAACAUAUACACAAAAUAUUUACAUUUAUACAAAAAAUCAUACAUACGAGGUUUUGUGGAACAUACUUUAUCUGUUUAUCGAAUGUUUCUUUUUUGUGACUAAUAAAAUUAAUAACGAAAGUU
Mercenaria mercenaria is the source of this 642-nucleotide messenger RNA. RefSeq lists its product as uncharacterized. Lineage: Eukaryota; Metazoa; Mollusca; Bivalvia; Venerida; Veneridae. Bases 3 to 374 code for a protein of 123 amino acids. The record is from RefSeq and is a predicted model, not a curated record. The transcript is spliced from 4 exons.